This is a messenger RNA of Gracilinanus agilis (Agile Gracile Mouse Opossum), 5940 nucleotides long. RefSeq names its product SH3 and multiple ankyrin repeat domains 2 (gene SHANK2). Gene Ontology annotation, molecular function: ionotropic glutamate receptor binding; synaptic receptor adaptor activity. The coding region runs from base 14 to 5764 and encodes 1916 amino acids. NCBI's taxonomy places the organism in Eukaryota, Metazoa, Chordata, Mammalia, Didelphimorphia, Didelphidae. Gene Ontology annotation, cellular component: postsynaptic membrane; postsynaptic density; dendritic spine. The transcript has 26 exons. The record is from RefSeq and is a predicted model, not a curated record.
CUAUGGGGCCGACAUGGGGGCCCAGAAUGCCUCUGGGAACACCGCCCUGCACAUCUGUGCCCUGUACAAUCAGGACAGCUGCGCUCGGGUUCUGCUCUUCCGGGGUGGGAACAAGGAAUUAAAGAAUUACAACAGCCAGACGCCAUUCCAGGUGGCCAUCAUUGCGGGAAACUUUGAGCUGGCUGAAUACAUUAAGAACCACAAGGAGACGGAUAUUGUGCCAUUCCGAGAGGCCCCGACAUACUCGAACCGGCGGCGGAGACCCCCGAGCACGCUGGCGGCCCCCCGAGUCCUGCUCCGCUCCAACAGUGAUAACAACCUCAACGUGAACAACCUCCCCGACUGGUCCGUCUGCUCCUCGGCCUCUUCCCACCGCAGCCUUUCCCCGCAGCUCCUGCAGCAGAUGCAGGGCAACCCGAAUGGCACAGUGAAAACCAUCGGGAGUUACACGCCGGGGCCUCGGAGCCGCUCUCCGUCACUGAACCGCCUGGGGGAGGAUGCCAGGAGGCAGCAGCAGCCGCCGCCACCCCACUGGGAAGUCUCCGGCGGCUUCAUUCCUGGGGCCAGCAAGGAUGCCGUCUCGGCCUUUGACUAUCCGGGUCCCAAGCGCAAGCUGUACAGCGCGGUGCCCGGGAGACUGUUUGUCGUCGUGAAGCCAUACCAGCCUCAAGUGGACGGAGAGAUCCACCUUCACCGGGGCGACAGGGUCAAAGUGUUGAGCAUUGGCGAAGGCGGCUUCUGGGAAGGCAGCACUCGGGGGCACAUCGGGUGGUUUCCUGCCGAGUGUGUGGAAGAAGUUCAGUGCAAGCCAAAUGAAAGCAAGCCAGAAACUCGCACCGACCGAACCAAGAAGCUCUUUCGACACUACACGGUGGGCUCCUACGACAGCUUCGAUGCCUCGAGUGACUGCAUUAUCGAGGAGAAGACGGUGGUCCUGCAGAAGAAAGACAAUGAGGGCUUCGGCUUCGUGCUCCGAGGGGCCAAAGCUGAUACUCCCAUCGAAGAGUUCACCCCGACGCCCGCCUUCCCGGCCCUGCAGUAUCUCGAGUCCGUGGAUGAAGGAGGAGUGGCGUGGCAGGCCGGCCUGAGGACUGGAGACUUCCUCAUCGAGCCGCUUUGGCCCCUGUUCUUUGGGAUCCCCAAGCGCUUUGGCGGCUCCAGAACGGCGCUGAUGUGGCCCAAACUCGAGAGGCGCCGCGGCUGCAGGGACCCCCUCCCCUUCCCCCGGGCCUCUGAAGCCCAAACCCGAGUAGAGGCAGCCGCCUCGGCCUCUGAGGAGGGCAAGUGCCCCGUUCAGCCUAGAGGCGCCCCGAUGGCCCUCAUGGGCAGCCCCCCAACAUUCCUCAGGUCCCCUGUGGGGUCCCACGUUCUCCAUUUGGGGUCUUGCUGGUCAGCUUCUGAGCCCAGCAUGGCCCCGGCCCGGCUAGACCGGGAGGCCGAGGUCGUGGCUAUGGUUCGCUUCUUUGCGGGAAAGCAGACGCUGGUGUUCAUGGGUGGCCGGAGGCCUUGCCUGGACGCGAGAGCUGGGGGGACUCUCGGCCGGCCGUUGGGGCUGGAGGUUCCCCCCGAAUGUGAGCCGGACCUCCAGGCUGCCGGCCCGCAGGGGCCUGUAGCUCACCGCAGUGACCGGGGAGCUUCUCGGGCCGCCUGGGAGGAUCGAUUGGAAGCCCGUAGACACGUUCCCCAAAGGGUCAGCGCGGGGUUCCCAAAUACGUCGCUCCUUAGUAACGUCUCCGAAAAUACGGCGGAAAAAAGGGUUUCCCUUUGCCUGGAAAAUGUAGGAACCUUUGACAAUGCCCGUGAGGGAAAUCAGGCACUGGACAAGGAAAACUGUGGCCUCUCCAGCCUGCAUGCCAUGCUCGGGCUGCUGUUUUACUUUGCCCGGGGGGCGGGGGGUGCCGAGAGCAAAUCUGCUGCCGAAUCCCUCGUGGAGGUUGGGGGCGAAGCCCCUCGUGUCCAGGGAACAGCCCAGAGACUGCCCACGUUCUCCGCGUGGGCUGCUGAGCGCUCUGGGGUCGUUGGCUCGGCUAUCUUUAGGUCUGAGCUUGGGGCCCCAGUUCAGUCGGAAGAUCUUAGCUGUGCCCACCCAGCAGCAGCCCCCUCUGGUCGCUCUUUGGAGCUCGAGGAGGCAGAAGCAGCAGGCUUCCUGAGAAAAGUCUACCUUGGCAGAGCCCACUCCAUUCUGGCACGCAGGAGGCAGCCGCAGCAGCUACCAGGGUCAGGGCUGGGCCGCUCGGUGUGUGCCUACGUACGUCAGCCAGCUCAGCCGUCCACAGAGGGCUUCGGCUCGGCCUCUCGUCGCUCAGUGGAUGUUAAACACAUUAAGAAAAAAACCAUGGAUACCUUCUUUUAUCACCUCAUCAUCAUCCGGAAAGGCAGAGCGAGACAUUAUUCUGACUCUGAUGUAUUUUUAAAUCAGUCAGUCGCUUCCCUCCAAAGUGAAGCAUUGACUUCAGAGGUAGAGGAGAGCGGCUUCCCUUUGGGCUCAGAAUCUUCAGUUCGGAAGAAGAAGGAUAAAGUCGAUGAAGUCGUCCCGGCUACCAAGCCCUCGAGGACGGCGGAAAGUGUGGCCGUCGAGUCCAGAGUGGCCACCAUCAAGCAGCGGCCAACCAGCAGGUGCUUCCCAUCGGUGGCGGACAUGAAUUCCAUUUACGAGCGGCAGGGAAUCGCCGUGAUGACCCCCACGGUCCCAGGGAGUCCGAAGGCCCCGUUCCUGGGCAUCCCUCGAGGUACGAUGAGAAGGCAGAAAUCAAUAGACAGCAGAAUCUUUCUCUCAGGAAUCACCGAGGAAGAGCGCCAGUUCCUGGCCCCGCCGAUGCUCAAGUUCACGAGAAGCCUGUCCAUGCCCGACACCUCGGAAGACAUCCCGCCUCCCCCCCAGUCCCUGCCGCCCUCCCCGCCGCCGCCCUCCCCGACCGCCUACAAUCCGCCCAAGUCGCCCACGGCCAGAGCCUAUGGGACCAUCAAGCCCGCCUUCGCCCAGAACUCAGUCCCCAAGGUGUGUCCAUCGCCCCGGCCGGAGAACCUGGGCGCGGCGAUGAGGGAGAAGGGCGUGUACUACCGCCGAGAGCUGGACCGCUACUCCCUGGACUCGGAGGACCUGUACAGCCGCAGCGCCGCAGCGCAGGCCAACUUCCGGAACAAGCGGGGCCAGAUGCCCGAGAACCCCUACUCGGAAGUGGGCAAGAUCGCGAGCAAGGCCGUGUACGUGCCAGCGAAGCCUGCGCGCAGGAAGGGGAUGCUGGUGAAGCAGUCCAACGUGGAGGACAGCCCCGAGAAGACGUGCUCCAUCCCCAUCCCGACCAUCAUCGUGAAAGAGCCGUCCACCAGCAGCAGCGGCAAGAGCAGCCAGGGCAGCAGCAUGGAGAUCGACGCUCAGGCCUGCGAGCCUCCCGGGCAGCUGCGGCCGGACGACAGCCUGGGCGUCAGCAGCCCCUUUGCCGCGGCCAUCGCCGGAGCCGUCCGGGACCGGGAGAAGAGGCUGGAGGCGAGGCGGAACUCUCCGGCCUUCCUCUCCACGGACUUGGGAGACGAGGACGUGGGCCUGGGGCCGGGGCCGCCCGCUCCCAGGACGAGGCCCUCCAAAUUCCCAGAGGAAGAGAUGUUCGGCACCGAGGAGAGCCUGGGCCAGCCGCCGUCUCCCACUCCGGCGGCAACACCGAGGGAGCCCGAGAACCACUUCAGCAGCGGCGAGGCUGGCAGCCAGAGCGAGCCCGGGAGCCUGCGGACCCUGAACUCCGUCCCCAAAGCCAAGGGCCCCGAAAACAACGCCGCAGCGGCGCCCAAGAGCGGGAGCGCGGUCGGCCCCGAAAACUAUGUGCACCCCCUCACCGGAAGGCUGUUGGACCCCAACUCACCGUUAGCUCUGGCCCUGUCGGCCAGGGACAGAGCCCUGAAGGAAUCUCAGCAGGGUCCCAGCAAAGGGGAAGCGACCAAGGCAGACCUGAACAAGCCUCUGUACAUCGAUACCAAAAUGCGGCCCACCAUGGAGCCCGCCUUCCCCUCCGUGAGCAGGCAGGGCACCCGCGGCCCCCUGAGGAGGCAGGAGACGGAGAACAAGUACGAGACGGACCUGAGCAAGGACAAGAAGGGAGACGAGAAGAAGAACAUGCUUAUCAGCAUCGUGGACACCUCCCAACAGAAAACGGCUGGCCUGCUGAUGGUUCACACCGUGGAUGCCGCCAAGUCGGAUGACUCCCCUGAAGAGGAAGAGGAGAAGGCGGACCUGAACCCAGAGCCAGAACGCUUUCCAUCCGAGGUGCCCGAAAGCAUUCCAGAAACCGAAGGUGCUUUACAGGUCUCGGCCGCCGGCCCGGGCAAGGUGAUGGCGGCGGCGGGCUCCGUGGACGAGCCGGUGGUCUUGCCAUUCCGUAUCCCACCCCCUCCUCUGGCAUCCGUGGAUCUAGACGAAGAUUUUAUUUUUACAGAACCAUUGCCUCCACCCCUAGAGUUUGCAAACAGUUUUGAUAUCCCUGACGAUCGCACGGCACCAACUCCCCCUCUCCCAGACCUGGGGAAGCCGAGGAAAGAUCCCCCCCAGUCCCCUUCGUUCCUCCCCAGCCAGCCAACCAACUCCGUGGACAGUAAGAAACCGGCAGGUCUUUCAAACUGUUUGCCAGCCUCGUUCCUGCCACCCCCAGAAAGUUUUGAUAAUGUCACUGACUCUGGGAUCGAGGAGGUGGACAGUCGGAGUAGCAGUGACCAUCAUCUUGAGACAACCAGCACUAUCUCCACCGUGUCCAGCAUCUCCACCUUGUCCUCGGAAGGGGGCGAGACCCUGGACACAUGCACGGUCUAUGCAGAUGGGCAGGCAUUUAUGGUCGACAAGCCCCCUGUACCUCCGAAGCCAAAAAUGAAGCCCAUAAUCACCAAAAGCAAUGCCCUUCACAGAGACGCCCUGGUAGAAGAGAACGCAGAUGGCUUUGCGAUCCCCCCGCCGGCGCCGGCACCGCCCCUGCCAGCCGGUGGCGCCCAGCCAGGUGGGACAGCCAAGGCUCUCCAGCAAAGGACCUCCAAGCUGUGGGGAGACGUCCCCGAGGUCAAAAGCCCGAUUCUCUCAGGCCCCAAGGCAAACGUCAUUAGCGAAUUGAAUUCGAUCCUGCAGCAGAUGAACCGAGAGAAAUCUACGAAACCAGGGGAAGUGUUGGAGUCACCGACUGGAACCAAAACCGCAAGCCUCAGUACGAGGAGCACGGAUGUCAUGAGCACCGUCUCAGGGACGCGGAGCACGACGGUCACCUUCACCGUCCGCCCUGGCACCACCCAGCCGAUCACCCUGCAGAGCAGGCCGCCGCCGGACUAUGACGGGAGGACCGCUGUCACGAGACGUGCCCCAAGCCCCGUGGUCUCCCCCACAGAGAUCACCAAGGAGGCCCUGAGCGCCCCUGUGGCCUCCGUCUCAGCCGCGUCCCCUUCACCUACUCUGUCUGAGGUUUUUAGCCUUCCGAGCCAGCCACCUGCCGGGGACCUGUUUGGCUUGAGCGCGGCAGCGCGCAGCAGGUCCCCGUCUCCCUCGAUACUGCAACAGCCAAUCUCCAAUAAGCCUUUUACAACUAAACCUGUCCACCUGUGGACCAAGCCCGAUGUGGCUGAUUGGCUGGAAAGCUUAAACUUGGGCGAGCAUAAAGAGACCUUCAUGGACAAUGAGAUCGACGGCAGUCACUUACCAAACCUUCAGAAGGAAGACCUCAUCGACCUCGGCGUGACGCGAGUGGGUCACAGAAUGAACAUCGAGAGAGCGUUGAAGCAGCUGCUGGACAGAUAAGGGCGCCGCUCCUCCUCCCUAGGCCUUCGUGGACUUCUGCUUAUAAGUAGAGAUGGGCUUGUGCUGCACCCGCUUGAGGCCCCCGGCCCGGCCGUGAGCCCCGACACCACCCCUGGCUCCGUCCACCUCCUGUCACCCAAAGAAAGGCCGAGGGCAUCUUGGCGCCCCAGGCCAGG